AUGGACCUCCCACCGGCGCCCACGCCGCCCGUCAACACGAGCGGCAUGCCGUCGAGCCAGCAGGACCGCACGGCCAACCUCCUCAACCUGCUCAAGUUCAGCGGUGCCGGUGCCUCGGUCGGCACGACGGCCCCCCGGGAGCCCCAGCCGCCCCAGCAGCCCCAGCAGCCCCCUCCCCAGCAGCAUCAGCUCCAGCAGCCGCAAGGCCAUGAGCGUCAGCAGCCGAGCUUUGGCCAGCCUCAAUAUCCCGCCGCUCGCCUCCAUCAGCCCGCCCCGACCGCCGCCGAUCCGACGGGCUUGCUGGCAGCCCUUAUGAGGGGCGCUCACGAGUCCGAGGAGCCCCGACCGCCCGUCCAGCCGGCCGCCGGGCUCGACGCAGCCAAGGCCAAUCCCUUCGCCGGCUCGCCGACGGCCGACACGAGAGCCUUUCUCCUGAACCUGCUCAACCGUCCCAAGCCUAGCCAGACGGACCAGCCUGCGUCCGUGGCCGAGCCGUCACGCUCCUCCAACGGUACCACGCCCCGAUCCCCCGACGCUCUCGCCGCCGCCGCCGCCGCCGCCGACGACGACGGACAUUACCAGCUUCCCUAUCAGCCGCAGCAGCACUACCAGCCGCAGCAGCACCAGACUUCGUCCGAGUCCUUCGCCCAGGUGCCCCAUCCGGCGUCCAACGUCAGCUCCUUCUCCUUCACCCAGACGCAGCCCCUCGGCUCCCUCGACCACCGCUCGUCCCCCCGGAACGGCGGCGCCGGCGACGUCAAGAUUCUCAAAAACGGCCACGCUUCGCCCGCCGCCGGCGGCGGCCACCUUGACCCGUCUCGUCCGGGCAGCGACGGCAGCCCGAUGACGAGCCCGCCUGGCUGCGCCGCGAGGAAUGUCGACCGCUCCUCGUCGCUGAAUUCCCACCAGUCUCUCCGCCACUCGGUCAAGCAGACGCCCUCGACGUCCGAGUUCGAGACCUUCCCUCCGCCCGCCGAGAAGCACAAGGAGACGGUGGCCGAGGCCGUCCACGACCUCGCCGGCAAGGCUGAUCGGGAUGCGCGCGAGGCCCUCGACCGGGCCGAGCAGAGCAUGGAGCGGUCGCCCGCCGAGGCCGCGAGCCCGGACGUCGAGGAGUGGCGCCGUGAGCCCAUCGUCUCCGCCGCCGCCUCCGUCUCCGCCGCGGAAAAGCCGACGGUCGACGACGACGCGAGGACCGGCCUCGCCCGGGGCUCCAAGCCUGACUCUCCCGACGCCCCCCUUGGCGGUCACCGAAAGGCGCCCCCCACCUCGGACGGCAACGGUCACGUCGUUGCCGACAGCUGGGAGAGCGCCGACCAGGACGAGGUCAUGGUUGUCGACGAGAAGCGGACGCCGCCCGUGCGCGUCUACAACUUCCCCAUGAAGCCGUGGAUCGCCAUCACGCUGCACGGGGACGCCACCGAGCCGCGCCCGCUGUUCCGCGACGACGCCAUCAUGGACAUUGCCCGUCUCAAGAAGGACUUUGAUCAGAUCGACCGCAACCUCUACACGGCCUCGCAGACCUACAUGACCUACGGCAUGUCCAAGCAGGGCGGCCUGCGCGUCAUCCGCCAGGACGACGGCAAGGACGCCAAGAUCUUCACCGACACCAAGGACCGCAUCUUCAACGUCGCCAUGUCCGUGACGCCCGCCGACAACGCCCGCCUCCAGCGCGAGGCCAUCAUCGGCACCGGCAUCAGCGGCACCGUCUAUUGGGUCCAGAUCAAGGACGGCGACAAGGACCACGUCGAGGACGCCCACCUCGAGCAGUACGGCUUCGCCCUGCCUCCCAUGGCCUUCCACGACGGCGACGUGCCCGGCGGCGUCCUGAAGACGCGAGCGCGGGCGUCGACGGUCCACCCCGAGUACUUUGCCGUCGGCCGCGGCAAGUCCAUCAGCUUCAUCUGGCCCUCGUUCAUCAUGCAGAACAACCUCUUCAAGGACGGCCACGACCGCGUCGUCGACACCGACAGCCUGCAGAGGCACUGCUCGCUCAAGAUCAACACGGGCAAGGCCGGCAAGGACUUCAUCUUCAGCCCCGACGACUCCGUCGUCGUCUCCCUCGACAAGGCCGGCCGCGUCAAGUUCUGGGACGUCGGCGACCUCGCCGCCGUCAAGGACGGCUCCGACCCGCGCACUCCCAUGCCGGCCCACACCUCCCUCGAGGUCAAGGAGCCCAUCAUGUCGCUCGCGAGCACGCCCGAGGGCGACAAGGCCUGGCCCACGUCGGUGCUGCUGCUCGACAAGCAGCGCCCGUACCAGAAGCGAUGCGCCCUGCGGUACAUGAUUGUCGGCAUGAAGCAGAACCACACCCUCCAGCUCUGGGAUCUCGCCCUCGGGAAGCCCGUGCAAGAGUUCAACCUCCCCCACGGCCAGGAGUCGGACGCCGUCUGCAGCGUCAUGUACCACCCGUCGAGCGGCAUGCUCGUCGUCGGCCACCCGACGCGAAACUCCAUCUACCUCGCCCACCUCUCGGCGCCCAAGUACAACCUCAAGAGCGUGUCGCAGGCCGAGUACGUCCGCCGGCUCGUCGCCCAGGACCCGUCCCUGCCCCAGCCCGACAGCACGGCCGUCAUCAGCGGCGUCCGCGAGUACUCCUUCGCCAACCGGGGCGUCAUCCGCAGCCUCGACAUCCUCUGCAACCCCGCCAUGGUGCAGGACGUCGACGAGCCGACGCUGUUUGAGCUCUACGCCAUGCACUCCAAGGGCGUCGCCUGCCUCCUCAUCCGGCAGGGCGAGCUCGGCUGGUCCAGGGACAACAAGGUCCUCGAGCCCGUCGACGCCGUCAAGGAAAAGGUCGUCACCGUCUCCAAGCUCAAGGCGCCCCAGCAGGAGACGACGGCGGCGUCGGCCGAGGCGGCGCCGGCCUGGGCCGCGACCCGCGGCCCGCCCAAGGAGUCGCUCGUGCGGUCGACGCCGACGCCCGUCGAGGGCCUCGGUCAGCGAGGAGCCGAGUCGGCGACGCCCGUCAGGAUCAGCAAGAGCGACUCCAGGGGGACGGACACGCCGGUGCAGUCGGCCAAGGAGAACCAGGCGGAGAAGCCGGAGAGGAAGUCUCGCAAGCGAAGGACCAAGGAGGCCGAGCCCGCCGCGGCCAACGGAACCUCGGGCGCCAACCGGACGGCGGGUCAUCCCGGCCGCGCCGAGGGCGCCAAGGGAGCGGAUGCCGUCGCCAACGGCGUGCCGUCGGACCUGCUCGACUCUGCCAUGGCCGCCAUGGAGGCGCGCCUGUCGACGACGGUGGCCGACGCGCUCAAGUCGUCGCUCAGGAACCUGCACGGCAAGAUUGACGAUGGAGCGCGCGUUAGGGACGAGAACUUCAACAAGCACCAGCUCAAGCUCCUCGACAUGGUCUCCGAGGUCCUCAACGAGAACACGCAAAAGGUGCUCGAGUCCCUGAUCCACCACCAGUUCACCGAGCUCGUCAUCCCCGCCGUCGGCGACCACGCGGGCAGGGCCGUGACAGACAUGCUCCAGAACAAGCUGCAGCCACACGUCGCCGCGGCCGUCCAGAAGGAGAUUCAGAGCUCCCUGCCUCACGCGCUCGGCCGCUCGCUCCGGUCGGCCGACUUUGUCAACGCCAUCUCCGACCGCGUUGGCUCCGCCGUCUCGACGGGGCUGCAGCAGGAGGUGCUCGCGACGCUCGGCCAGAGGCUGGCGCCGUCCUUUGCCAACAUCGCCGGCCAGAGCGCCCAGCGCGUCGCUGGCGAGCUCCACCAGCAGUAUCAGGAGCAGUUUGAUCAGAUGAAGGCCCAGCACGCCGCCGACGCGGCCAAGGUCGACCAGCUGCUGGCGUACGUCGGUCGCCUGACGGACAUGGUCUCCGCCAUGGCCGCUUCCCAGUCGUCUCUCCAGGCCGAGCUGCAGAAGCUGAAGCAGCAGCCCGUGCACGAGCUUCCGGGCGCUUCCCAGGGCCCCCCCACGGCGCCCCGUGGCAGCGUCAGCCAGGGGUACGGCGGCGGCGGCAUCAUGGCCGGCGGCGGCGUGACGAGCCACCGCGGCAGCUUCGCGGCCAGCCAACCCGUCAGCCAGCCGCCGUUCGCAAACAGCUCGCAGUACGCGCGCGGGUCCCAGCCGGUGACGAGCACGCAGUCCGACCACGUCGGGGCCCCGAGCAUCAGCGCCUUGGCCGGAGCCUUUGCCCACCAGAUGAACAAGAGCGACGGCGAAGCCGAGCUGGAGCUCGCGCAGCGAAUCCACACCAUCGAGAAGGCCAUCCAGGAAGGCCGGCUGCAGGAUGCCAUGAUCCAGUGGAUCCAGAGCGGUCACGAGGUGGAGAUUUUCCGACGGUGCCUCAGCGUCUACCCGCCGAGCAGGUUCGACAACUUGUCGCCGCUGCUGCUGCUGGUCGUCAUCGCGACCAUCUCCAAGGACCUGAAGCCCAACCCGCGGCUCAAGCAGGAGAUUGACUGGAUCGAGAUGGCGGUGCGCUCCUUUGGCGACAGCAUCCCAUCCUACGUGAGCAUCCCCCCCCUCCCACCUUGGAGCGACGCGCCGACGCUGACCCGACGACAGGACUGGGAAGGCCAGGGCUUUGGAGAGGUGAUGAAGAGCGCGUCGCAGACGAUGCAGCUUCUCGUCGGCCGCCUCCAGCCGCUGAUUGCGGGCUACAACGACGGGUACCCCCUCGACCCGUUCCUGGCCAACGUCGACAAGGGCAAGAUUGAGUGGAUCGUGCGAUCGUCGAAGCACAUUCUCGAGUCCUUUGUGGCGCCGCAGCGUUACGAGUAG
Drechmeria coniospora is the source of this 4731-nucleotide messenger RNA. RefSeq lists its product as uncharacterized. The transcript has a single exon. Gene Ontology annotation, cellular component: P-body. Lineage: Eukaryota; Fungi; Ascomycota; Sordariomycetes; Hypocreales; Ophiocordycipitaceae. The record is from RefSeq and is a predicted model, not a curated record. Gene Ontology annotation, biological process: deadenylation-independent decapping of nuclear-transcribed mRNA. Gene Ontology annotation, molecular function: protein binding. Bases 1 to 4731 code for a protein of 1576 amino acids.